CCACAGCCUUCGUUGCUGUCUACUCAGCCCCUCCGCGCAGAUCAAUCAUGCUGGAUGCUUGGUACAUGGAUGAUGAUACUACGAUGGAUCAACGGGAAGAGCACCGUCUAAAGCCAAAUAAGCCGGCGACGUUGGAGGAUCUUCAAACAUUGGGCGUCCUGCAUUGGACUUUUGACGCAGAUUCGUACAAAGACAGCCCUGAGUUUGCUGCUAUGCGGGCCGAGCGGGGAUACGAUUAUGAAGAUACUUGCACUGUCUCGCGUGAGACCAUGCCAAAUUAUGAAGAAAAAAUCAAGAGUUUUUAUGAGGAGCAUAUUCAUUCGGAUGAGGAAAUUCGUUACUGUCUGGACGGGUCUGGAUACUUUGACGUGCGAGACGGCCAAGACCGAUGGAUUCGCAUCAAGGUCGAAAAGAACGAUUUGAUUGUUCUUCCGGAGGGCAUCUACCACCGGUUCACACUUGACAACAAAAAUUAUAUCAAGGCUCUGCGCCUCUUCAAAGGCGUACCGAUCUGGACUCCUUACAACAGUACGUCGACACAUCUCAUAACCUCGUCGCCGCCUCCGCCGAGCGAACCCGGUGCUGCCGGGACGAUAUUAGCCGGUCCUAUAGCUUACAGCAAGGCCCUGUCGCUCUUCCAUUGGCUGGUUGGAUUUACGAUGAUCGGGAGUGUUGGCGCGGUCCUGCAAGCUCAGCAAGUCAAAGGCAAGGAGAAAGGUGUGUGGAUGCACAGGCACAAGUCCCUUGGCCUUUUGGCAGGCAUGCUGGUGGCUCCUCGGUUUAUCUUCCGCCUGACGUCCAAGGUCCCAGCGCCUAUGAAAGAAUGGUCGACCAUGGAGCAGCUGGCCAGCAAAUUCACACAUUUGAGUUUGUACGGCCUGAUGGUGGGGAUGCCGGCGACGGGGAUUGCGAUGGGCUAUUACGGCGGAAAGGGGCUUCCCUUUUUUUGGACGAAAUUCGACGGUGCCGCGACCGCGAACGGCGAGGUGGCCAAGCAGGCUUUCAGCAUCCACAAGACGAUGGGGACGUACGGCAAGUACCUGAUCCCCCUGCACAUGGGGGCGGCCGGCGCACACAUGGCGCGGGGACAGGCCAUCUUCUCCAGGAUCAAUCCCUUCCGCUGAACCGAGCUGGUUUGAAAAAGGGGAACCGUUGAAAAGAGCUGGCUUGAAAUAAGGAAAAGGGUAAAUGGGCUUUGAAUAAAUCAAAUCGGGAGCUCUCCGGUCUGCCUGAAUGUCUGCGCACUACUUUAGUCGAUGGAAUAGAAGGGGGAUACGAUCGCUGAAAGCGAAAAGUUGAAAAGGUACACAUGUAGAAGGUUGGCGUUUAUUAUAUUUAUGAACUCGUUUUGAUGAAAAAAGAGUAAAACGAAACGGAAAAUAAUGAAGGAGGUACCGAUGGGGAAUACUCUUCUUGUGUAG
Molecule: messenger RNA, 1421 nt
Organism: Nannochloropsis gaditana CCMP526
Gene: MTND
Product: 1,2-dihydroxy-3-keto-5-methylthiopentene dioxygenase
Exons: 7
Coding region: 48-1124 (358 amino acids)
Biological process (GO): respiratory electron transport chain
Cellular component (GO): membrane
Molecular function (GO): electron transfer activity; acireductone dioxygenase [iron(II)-requiring] activity
Source: RefSeq, a predicted model, not a curated record